CGACGCUUAUGCAAAGUACUUUGCUAAUGGAAUUUUACAAUGAGUGCGGAAUAUCGAAACUUUGCUUGGAUUAUAUUGAAGCGCAUGGUACCGCUACGAAAGCUGGCGAUCCUCCGGAAAUUAAUGCUAUCUACAACAUUUUGUGUAAAAAUAGAGAAACUCCAUUAUUUUUAGGAUCUGUAAAAUCCAAUCUUGGUCAUGCUGAACCUGCUAGCGGUUUAACGCAAAUCGCUAAGAUAAUAAUAGCAUUCGAAACUGGUUUUGUUCCACCAAACAUCAAUUAUACAUCACCACGAAAUGAUAUAGAUGCAUUGAAAAAUGGAGCCGUAUGUGUUGUCGAAAAACCAUUGGCACUUAAAAAUGGCUAUAUAGGGAUCAAUUCUUUUGGUUUUGGGGGAUCCAACGCUCAUAUGCUAUUAAAGUGGAAUCUCAAACAGAAAAUUAAUAAUGGAGCACCGAAUGAUGAUCUACCAAGGCUUGUAAUGCUAUCUGGACGUAGUGAAGAAUCAGUGAAAUUGUUUUUAAACGACAUUGCUAAUCGUCCGACAGAUGUAGAAUAUAUCCGUUUAUUACAUGACAUUUAUGCAGACAAUAUAGACGGUCACUCAUGGAGAGGGUAUAUUAUACUGAAUACUUUGCAACAAGAAUCAAUAAAAGAAAUUCAAAAUUGUAAAAAUGUGAAAAGAUCUGUUUGCUUCGUAUUUUCUGCUUUAGGCUCGCAAUGGUCAAGAAUGGGUCGAAAUUUAUUAAAAUUUCAAGUUUUCGCAAAUACGAUAAGAGUAUGUGAUGCUACUUUAAAAUCAUACGGUAUGAAUGUCACAGACAUUUUGACAAAUACUGCAGAGAAAGAAGUAUACGAAAACGCAUUACAUGCGUUUGUUGGUAUCGUCGCUAUUCAG
Molecule: messenger RNA, 899 nt
Organism: Wasmannia auropunctata (little fire ant)
Lineage: Eukaryota; Metazoa; Arthropoda; Insecta; Hymenoptera; Formicidae
Product: fatty acid synthase-like
Exons: 4
Biological process (GO): fatty acid biosynthetic process
Molecular function (GO): fatty acid synthase activity
Source: RefSeq, a predicted model, not a curated record